Polyodon spathula (Mississippi paddlefish) is the source of this 433-nucleotide messenger RNA. Its product is annotated as histone H4. The transcript has a single exon. The record is from RefSeq and is a predicted model, not a curated record. Bases 4 to 315 code for a protein of 103 amino acids. NCBI's taxonomy places the organism in Eukaryota, Metazoa, Chordata, Actinopteri, Acipenseriformes, Polyodontidae. Gene Ontology annotation, molecular function: DNA binding; protein heterodimerization activity; structural constituent of chromatin. Gene Ontology annotation, cellular component: nucleosome. Gene Ontology annotation, biological process: nucleosome assembly.
GAGAUGUCUGGUCGUGGCAAGGGAGGUAAAGGACUCGGGAAAGGAGGCGCUAAGCGUCAUCGCAAAGUGCUCCGUGAUAACAUCCAGGGCAUCACCAAGCCUGCUAUCCGCCGCCUGGCUCGCCGCGGAGGAGUGAAGCGAAUCUCCGGGCUGAUCUAUGAGGAGACCCGCGGGGUGCUGAAGGUGUUCCUGGAGAAUGUGAUCCGGGAUGCCGUCACCUACACCGAGCACGCCAAGAGAAAGACCGUCACCGCUAUGGAUGUGGUGUACGCGCUGAAGCGCCAGGGGCGCACUCUCUACGGGUUCGGGGGCUAGAGAUUUGGACACGAAACACGAACACAAAGGCUCUUUUAAGAGCCGCCCACCCUUUCAUUUAAGGAGCUUUGAAUUAUAAAAUAAACUGCACUUAGGAAAACAGUGUAAUGUUUAAAAG